AUGAGCACGCCACCAAACACACGGGAGCAUGAUGGAUUUGUUGUGAUUGGACAAGAAAUAAUGCACGAAAUGAAACAACAUGAUGAUGAUCCAACAAGUACUACAACACAAGUCAUCAAUGAUAAUAAUGUAAUUAUGGAUAAAGAAAUGAAUAUUAUUGGUUCCAAUGAUUCAAAACAGCAACCAUCAUCAUCCAAAGAGGAACCUCCUUCACCCACAGAGCCACCCUUUAUUGACACGAUCAUAGACCGAGAUAAUGUCACUGUUGCAGCUGUUGCAUUGCGAAAUAAUAUGGAUAUUGAUGAAUUCCUUUAUGCAAAUCCUCAUUACUCACUUUUAGAUAUUAUUGACAAGGGAACAAGGGUUAAGAUUAAAAAUCCAAAACAUUUCGAACAAAAACAAAGAAGAGAUGCAAGAAUGAGAGAAAUUUGGAGAAAGCAAGAGGAGGAAGAGCGAUUAAAGGAAUUGAAAGCAGCUGCUGAAAAAAACUCUCCCGAAGCAACAUCAAGUCAACAUAAUUCUGAAACAGUCCACAAACAUCAUCAUUUAAAUCCAAAACGGUUGUCACAAUCGGCAAUUCAUAUUGCUGGAGAUGUGGUUGACUCUGUUGGGCAUACUGUUGGAUCGGUAGCAAGUGGCGUCGGAACAGUUACAAAGACCUCCACGAGCAUGGUUGGAUCAGUGGCUUCAAGUGUUGGAAAUACAGCUUUAAAUAUUGCAGGUGGUGUUGGAAGUGUAGCUACUUCUGUAGUUGGUGGAGAAAUAACAUCACCAGAGCUAUCAACGGGUACCACACGAAGAAGAGCCAAUUCCGAGGUUGGAGAUUACAUUUCCAUGAUUCCCUUUACGGGUGAUUUUAUUUUUCAAGGACGAGUUCCCACUCCAACAACAUCUCCAAGCACUUCUCCAAAAGUCGCUCAUCAUAUUCCAACUCCAUCAGAAGAAUUUGUUCCACCAUCAUUGCAUCAUCAUGUUUCCAACAUUGACUUGAAAAUUCAAUAUAGAACUCCUGAAAUUAUUGGAGCUACACAACCAGUAAUUUUGAAAGAAUCACAAAUAAGAGAACUUUCUCUUUCUUUACCAGUCCGAUUUAGAAACAAAAAUUUCGUGUUGCUUUACUCCACACAAGAACAUGGAAUUAGUUUACAAACAUUGUAUAGAAAAAUUGAACAACAAGAACCAAUUAUUUUAGUUGUUGAAACUACGAAAGCAGAGAUUUUUGGAGCCUUUUUAACAGAACAAGUUGAAAUGACCAAGAGGGAACGAUAUUAUGGAGAUGGGCAAUCAUUUGUUUUUAAAUUUGAACAGCAUCAUGGUUCGAAUGAGAGUUCAGAGCUACAGUCUCCUCAUCCUGAAGACGAUGAAUAUGUUCUCGUUCAUAACUCACAUCCCAAACACAAAGAAAAACAAACCAUACGUGUAUAUAAUUGGACAAGAAAGAAUGAUUAUUUUCAACUGACAAGUGCAAGACAAUUUUCAGUCGGUGGUGGAGGUCAAGGGUUUGCCCUUACCUUUGAUCCUGACCUGAAAUAUGGAUCGAGCUAUUCCAGUGAAACCUUUGGAAAUGAUAUACUGACGAGCCACACUGAUUUUGAAAUUUAUAGGGUUGAAGUAUUUACUAUUGAAUCACUUCUCUCUCCAACUCCAUCAAAGACAAAAUCUUCCCUUAAACUGUAA
Molecule: messenger RNA, 1677 nt
Organism: Naegleria lovaniensis
Lineage: Eukaryota; Heterolobosea; Eutetramitea; Acrasida; Naegleriidae
Exons: 2
Coding region: 1-1677 (558 amino acids)
Source: RefSeq, a predicted model, not a curated record